AUGUCGCGCGAUCAGCAACCCAUGAGUAUAGAGGCCAUGCUUGACAUGGAGCGUAGGGAAGUCCUCGCCUUGCUUGAGAACAGACCUAGGCCUCGUGCUGAGCCUUCCAUACAGGGCGCCAUGCGAUCUGCCUCUCCUUAUUCCACUCCUCGAUCCCCCGUUCGGAGUAUGUUAGAUAUCGAUGGACAAACAAACCCAGGCUCUCCCCGCCAGGCGCCAGUGCGGAGUAUGCUCGACACAACUUCUCCUCCUCCGCCAAGAGUCAGAAGCAUGCUGGAUUACGACUCGCCUAUCCCUGGCCCGUCAAGGCCUUCCGGUACUAGCACAACACCUAACUCCCCAGUCAUGACGAAAGCUAGCCUUGCGCCCGUUAAUGCUUCACACACCCGCAGCUUCUCAGAUGCUUCGUCAAACCCUGUUGAAUUUGGACCUCGAGCAAUUGGCGCCCGCAACAACGACCCUACCUCGGGCUAUCAAUUCUCGGACAUCAUUACACGCAACACAGGCCAGCAAAUGCCCAAGAGAAAUACUCAGGGCGGUAAGAAGCCAUCUGGAAAUGCUUUGAGCGAAGCAUUGCGUAACGCCGAUCUCAGCGGCUUGACAAUUCCAGGCGAGAGUGAACGCAAGCGCUCUUGGUUUAGCAACAGCGGCAGCGGUAGAAAGUCCAAGUCUCCCCACAAUCGUCUGAACUCAAGAUCCAGAUCACCACACGUCACACAAAUGCUGUCACCUGGUACAGCUAUGCUUGACGAUGGCACUGUUGUGGAUAUUAGCAGUGCUUACCGUCGGUUAUCCGAUGCUAAUCUGGCGUACUCUGGGGGUAGUUUGUCUACGCUGCCAAUGCGCAAACGGGAAGAUAGCCAGAAUGGCCGAAUGGUGAAGGACUACCUGAGCCCCGAUGGCGAACACCUCGGUUCCAGUGAUGAAGACGAACCAUACUCAUCCGAUGACGAAGAUCGCGGUCGUAAGAAGGACCCCCGGUCACUUAACCCUGCUGUGACAGGUGAGUCGGCAGGUGAUGCAAACAAGGACCGCCGGAAAUCUUUGAGUCUUCUUGCCGCAGCCGAGGAAGAGCGGACGACUGUAGCAGCGAAGCAACCUGGAUACCGUUCUCUAUUUGACGAGCCAGAAAUUAAGGUCACUACCCCCUUGGGCGAAAACACUCGACUCAAUAAGGGUAGCGGUAUACAUCCUAAGACAGCUUAUGACCAGAUGUCAACAGUUGCGUCGGCAAACGAUUCAGACGAAGAGGCAGAUAUGGACGAUAUCAAAAGGGCUCAAAAUCUAUCUUGCUCGAUGUCGAAUAUCAUCAACACCCCAGAGUCUCAUCGAUCUAUCCGCAUGAUUUACCGAGGCGACUAUACUAAGAUUGCCCAACAAGCCGAAGAUGAGCAUCACCGAUUGCGAAAGUAUCUCGUUGCAUCAGAUUUAAGUGACGAGUCGACACAUGCGCUUGAAUGGGCUAUUGGUACGGUCUUGCGUGAUGGUGACACUCUGAUGUGCAUCUACUGUGUAGACGAGGAAACUGGCAUUGGUGGGAUCGACAACCAGGUGCCAGACGAUCCAAAAGCUAUGAGAGAGCAGGCUGCUGCUAUUAACACGGUCGCCAAUUCGAAAUCAGCUGCGCCUUCGAUGUCUGCAGUGCCGGAUUUCGUACGCAACACUAUUCGAGGUGAUUCUUCCAAGAACAACACUCCCAACACUUCGCCUGCUCCAUCAAGUCGGGGAGAACGAGGUAGAGCAGAAGAAGAGCGCCGCCGAGCAGUGAAGGAGAUCACCGAUAAAGUACUCCGACUGCUGCGAAAGACGACUCUUCAAGUGAGGGUCAUUGUGGAAGUACUGCAUUGCAAGAACCCAAAGCACCUGAUAACUGAGGUGAUUGAUCUCGUCAACCCAACUCUUGUCGUCAUAGGAAGUCGAGGAAGAAGUGCACUUAAGGGUGUUAUUCUGGGAUCAUUCUCCAACUAUCUCGUAACGAAGAGUUCCGUCCCUGUAAUGGUGGCACGGAAACGUCUCCGGAAGCAGGGCAAGUACAUAGGCUUGAGGCCAGUGAAUAAUCUUAGCAACCCAGCAGCUCGAAGUUUGGCCAAUGCCAAGAUCGAUUGA
Messenger RNA from Fusarium sp. VM40, 2106 nucleotides. NCBI's taxonomy places the organism in Eukaryota, Fungi, Ascomycota, Sordariomycetes, Hypocreales, Nectriaceae. The record is from the annotation of a GenBank genome assembly.